AUGGAAAUAAAUUAAAAGAGCAAUGAGUAAACAAUAAUAGUAUAUUUAGUAACUUAUUAUUUCCUAAUUAAAAUUUUAUUACUUUAUAUUUUCUAUAAAAGAGUUUCUUCUGACUCUUCUUCAUCUAACUGCUUUAAAAUAAUAAAAUAUCAAAAGAAUUAUUUAUCAGUUUUAAAAGACAUAUAUAUUAAUAUUCCAAUUAUCACCAAAUAACAAAUUAUCAUUCCUAUGUAAAUACCUUUGAGCGAACCUGGUUCACUGUAAUUAUAAAGUAUAGAACAAAGAUAAGAUGAUGGGACUAUAAGGACUUAGAAGGCAUAAUUUAAUAUACACUUAAUAAUUAUAUUGGAUUUGCUUUUUAUAUUGAAUAACAGAGAUUAAUUGUAUAGAGACUUGCUGUAAUAAAAACUGUUGAAUUGUUAUAUUUAGUGGCAAACAAGAUGA
Molecule: messenger RNA, 444 nt
Organism: Tetrahymena thermophila SB210
Lineage: Eukaryota; Ciliophora; Oligohymenophorea; Hymenostomatida; Tetrahymenidae
Product: transmembrane protein, putative
Exons: 3
Source: RefSeq, a predicted model, not a curated record